Molecule: messenger RNA, 525 nt
Organism: Fusarium vanettenii 77-13-4
Lineage: Eukaryota; Fungi; Ascomycota; Sordariomycetes; Hypocreales; Nectriaceae
Exons: 2
Coding region: 1-525 (174 amino acids)
Source: RefSeq, a predicted model, not a curated record
AUGAAGGUCACCGCCGCUGUCACCAUCCUGGCCUUUGCUGCCAACACUGUCAUGGCCGUCCCCGUUGCCCCUCGUGAGGAGGCUGGCAUCUUUGAUGCCGUCAAGACCGGCCUCGAUGCUGCCGGCAACAUCUUCGGAACCGGUAUCGGCAGCGCUGCCAGUCUCUUUGGCAUGGCCUUUGACGGCGCGAUCUGCACCAUCGACAGCUUCUUUGGUGGUCGACGACCUACCUGCGGUGGACGUGCCACCCUUGGUAACAACGGCAAAAUCACCGCCACCACCACUACUACCAAGGGUGACACCAAGGGCGAUACCAAGGGCAACACUAACACCAACACCAACACCAACGUCAACCAGGAGAGCAACGACGACAGCUUCAGCUUCAAAUACUCCACUGAGGAGGACGGCCGCCUCAAGGUCACCAUCAUCCCCGAUGCUAAGGGCAAGUCUCAGUGCGUCACUAUUGUCAAGAAGGAGGGCGAGAUCAAGGACAUCAUUGCCCGCGAGGCCGACAAGUGCCUGUAG